Leguminivora glycinivorella is the source of this 1392-nucleotide messenger RNA. Its product is annotated as sex determination protein fruitless-like. Bases 365 to 649 code for a protein of 94 amino acids. The transcript has a single exon. Lineage: Eukaryota; Metazoa; Arthropoda; Insecta; Lepidoptera; Tortricidae. Gene Ontology annotation, molecular function: DNA binding. The record is from RefSeq and is a predicted model, not a curated record.
UUUUAAACCGAUAAGUAUAGGUACUUAAUGGCCUGAGUGCGCGUAGCCAACGUGCCAAUCGUUUUAUACGCUCCGUAUUAGAGAACGAAACGCAAGCUGUCACUGUUGCUCUAACAUGGAAGAGUGAUCGUCUGAUAGAGACACAAAAGGAUUUUGUUGUAGUAGCGCAAACCAUUGUCACCUUGGCUGGGCUGCCUAGAUAGGGAAAACUGUCACUCAGAAUAGGUUAUUUCUAUUUGAAAGCUUAAAAAGAAUGAGUAUUUUACGUCAUUUCAGCUGAUGGUGUCACACUUAACGUUUUCGAUUUAUUUAGACUUCAAAGCGUAAGUCAAAAAAUUGGCGAUGAAGCUAUAAGACGCCAAGUAUGUUAGUGAGAUGGAGGCGGGUUGUUGCAGAGCGGCUGCACGCUGCGGUGUCGGCGCCGGCGCCGCAGUACUCGUACCACAGCAUGUUCGUGGCGGCGGCCGAGAGCGCCGCGCUCUGGCGCUGCAAGUCCUGCGGCAAGGAGGUCUCCAACCGCUGGCACCACUUCCACUCGCACACGGCGCAGCGCUCGCUGUGCCCCUACUGCCCGGCCACCUACAGCCGCAUCGACACGCUGCGCUCGCAUCUUCGUCUCAAGCACGCCGCUUUGCUGCUCAAACAUUAAAUCCAUCACUCGAUUGAGGUGUUCGUCACCUACACGAACGCUACCCGACCCCUGCUUUGCUCUAUACGACCACGAAUUUAAGUCGUAUACCAUCGAUGUUGAUGAUGGAUCGAUUUAUCGUUAUACUUUCGUAGAUAGUAUUAAUGUUGAACAUGCAUUUUGCAUUGUAACGUAAGUAGGUAAUACAUAUACCGCACGUUUUGUGCGUUUUAUUGUUUUAUGUACGUAGGUGUCUAAGGUUUCAUUUUAAUAUGCUUUAUAAACAGGGUAAAUUAUACAUUACGUGGGUUGUUCUGAUGAAACUUUAGAUGAUAACAUUAGCACUAGUUUGUGCACAUAAUUAUAACUAUCUAUCGUGGGAUAACGUAUGUGUUAUCUAAGUAUGUAUAGAUAAGUUUCAAGCUAACAAUGAGCCUGAAGUAAUACCUUCCUAUUGGACUCUUUCAUGGCGCUAUACCUAUUCGUUGGUCCAGUCUCCACUUGUUAUUGUUUUAGAAUUCAGUUCAAUAUUAAGGUCCAUCUUUUAACUACAUCACAAGUUUGAGGAGAGGGAGGAGGAUAAGAAAAUGAGACACGGGGAAGAGGGAGUCACAAACUUUGUGAGGUUCACUUACUUUUGUCCGAAAGUUGUUUUAUUUGUAUUCACUGUACCUACAGUUAUAUUAUAUCAUUAUAUAUAUUAUUCAACAAUGAUUUUAUGGAAAUCGUGUUUAUUCAUAUAUUUUGCCUAAUCGGUUUAGUGC